Messenger RNA from Oryzias latipes (Japanese medaka), 1902 nucleotides. The record is from RefSeq and is a predicted model, not a curated record. NCBI's taxonomy places the organism in Eukaryota, Metazoa, Chordata, Actinopteri, Beloniformes, Adrianichthyidae.
AUGAGGACGUUUUCAACGGAAAAGUGCCAGAAGAAACGAUGUCAACACAGCAGGUCCCUCUGCAGAGGAAAACAUCACCAACAUGAAGAGGACCCCGACCCGCCGGGCCUGGAGGACCCCGACCCGCCGGGCUUGGAGGACCCCGACCCGCCGGGCCUGGAGGACCCCGACCCGCCGGGGCUGGAGUUUGACUCUUGUGGGAAACGGUGUGAGGAGGGGGACCGCCAGGCCCCGGACCAUCAGAUUCCAGACCGCCAGGCUCCAGACCGCCAGGUUCCAGACCAUCAGGUUCCAGACCGCCAGGCCCCAGACCGCCAGGCCCCAGACCGCCAGGCUCCAGACCGCCAGGCUCCAGACCGCCAGGUUCCAGACCAUCAGGUUCCAGACCGCCAGGCCCCAGACCGCCAGGCCCCAGACCGCCAGGCCCCAGACCGCCAGGCUCCAGACCAUCAGGUUUCAGACCGCCAGGCCCCAGACCGCCAGGCCCCAGACCGCCAGGCCCCAGACCAUCAGGUUCCAGACCGCCAGGCCUCAGACCACCAGACCCCAGACCGCCAGGCCCCAGACCGCCAGGCCCCAGACCGCCAGGCUCCAGACCAGCAGGUUCCAGACCGCCAGGCUCCAGACCGCCAGGCCCCAGACCGCCAGGCCCCAGACUGCCAGGCUCCAGACCAUCAGGUUUCAGACCGCCAGGCCCCAGACCGCCAGGCCCCAGACUGCCAGGCUCCAGACCAUCAGGUUUCAGACCGCCAGGCUCCAGACCAUCAGGUUCCAGACCAUCAGGUUCCAGACCGCCAGGCCCCAGACCGCCAGGCCCCAGACCGCCAGGCUCCAGACCGCCAGGCUCCAGACCGCCAGGCUCCAGACCGCCAGGCUCCAGACCGCCAGGUUCCAGACCAUCAGGUUCCAGACCGCCAGGCCCCAGACCGCCAGGCCCCAGACCGCCAGGCCCCAGACUGCCAGGCUCCAGACCAUCAGGUUUCAGACCGCCAGGCCCCAGACCGCCAGGCCCCAGACCGCCAGGCCCCAGACCAUCAGGUUCCAGACCGCCAGGCCUCAGACCGCCAGACCCCAGACCGCCAGGCCCCAGACCGCCAGGCCCCAGACCGCCAGGCUCCAGACCAGCAGGUUCCAGACCGCCAGGCCCCAGACCGCCAGGCCCCAGACCGCCAGGCCCCAGACUGCCAGGCUCCAGACCAUCAGGUUUCAGACCGCCAGGCCCCAGACCGCCAGGCCCCAGACCGCCAGGCCCCAGACCAUCAGGUUCCAGACCGCCAGGCCUCAGACCGCCAGACCCCAGACCGCCAGGCCCCAGACCGCCAGGCCCCAGACCGCCAGGCUCCAGACCAGCAGGUUCCAGACCGCCAGGCUCCAGACCGCCAGGCCCCAGACCGCCAGGCCCCAGACUGCCAGGCUCCAGACCAUCAGGUUUCAGACCGCCAGGCCCCAGACCGCCAGGCCCCAGACUGCCAGGCUCCAGACCAUCAGGUUUCAGACCGCCAGGCUCCAGACCGCCAGGCUCCAGACCGCCAGGCCCCAGACCGCCAGGCCCCAGACCGCCAGGCUCCAGACCGCCAGGCUCCAGACCACCAGGUUCCGGACCACCAAGGUUCCGGACCACCAAGGUUCCGGACCACCAAGGUUCCGGACCACCAGGUUCCGGACCGCCAGGCCCCAGACCGCCAGGUCCCAGACCGCCAGGCCUCAGACCGCCAGGCCCCAGACCGCCAGGCCCCAGACCGCCAGGCCUCAGACCACCAGGCCCCAGACCACCAGGCCCCAGACCGCCAGGCCCCAGACCGCCAGGCCCCAGACCGCCAGGCCCCAGACCGCCAGGCUCCAGACCGCCAGGCUCCAGACCGCCAGGAUCCGGACCAAGAACCAAUUCCUGGACAAAAAUGA